CAGUUCCAGCAGAACCACCCGUGAGUUAGGUCGAGCCGAGCCAAAGCCCCCGGUGCUUUGUCGCGGGUUCGCUCGCUGGCUGUCUCGAUCACUCCCUCCCUUCUACCCUCCCUUCCUCCCGGCGGCCGCGGCGACGCUGGAGAAGCGGCAAAGAGGAGUGGCCCAGUGCUGGAAGAAUGCUGCUCUGCCGAGGGGGCCGAACCCGACCCAGUCUCCCCACAGUUUAAGCCAGCGCGAGCCGAGCCCAAGUGACCCACCCGGGAGUGUUGUGGAUUCUGCACCUGAACCGCUGGAGGCGCUGACUGAUUCGCCCACCGGAGCCUCCGGGCUUCGACAUGCUGGAGGAGCCCGGGUCUCGGCCUCCGCCCUUGGGCCUCGCGGGUCUCCUGUUCUUGGCUUUAUUCACUCGGGCUCUAAGCAAUGAGAUCCUGGGCCUGAAACUUCCCGGGGAGCCUCCGCUGACGGCCAACACCGUGUGCUUGACCCUGUCGGGCCUGAGUAAGCGGCAGCUGGGCCUGUGCCUACGCAGCCCCGACGUGACGGCGUCCGCGCUCCAAGGGCUGCACAUCGCGGUUCACGAGUGUCAGCACCAGCUGCGAGACCAGCGUUGGAACUGCUCGGCCCUGGAGGGCGGGGGCAGGCUGCCGCACCACAGCGCCAUCCUCAAGCGCGGUUUCCGAGAGAGUGCUUUCUCAUUCUCCAUGCUGGCUGCUGGGGUCAUGCACGCUGUUGCUACAGCCUGUAGCUUGGGCAAGCUGGUGAGCUGUGGCUGUGGCUGGAAGGGUAGUGGUGAACAGGACCGGCUCCGGGCCAAGUUGCUGCAGCUUCAGGCACUGUCUCGGGGCAAGAGUUUUCCUCACUCACAGCCCAGCCCUGUUCCUGGCUCAGGCUCUAGCCCUGGCCCCCAAGACACAUGGGAAUGGGGUGGCUGUAACCACGACAUGGACUUUGGAGAGAAGUUCUCUCGGGAUUUCUUGGAUUCCAGAGAAGCUCCCAGGGACAUCCAGGCAAGAAUGAGAAUCCAUAACAACAGGGUGGGGCGCCAGGUGGUAACCGAAAACCUGAAGCGGAAAUGCAAGUGCCAUGGCACAUCAGGCAGCUGCCAAUUCAAGACUUGUUGGAGAGCAGCCCCAGAGUUCCGGGCCAUCGGGGCAGCAUUGAGGGAGCGGUUGGGCAGAGCCAUCUUCAUUGAUACCCACAACCGCAAUUCUGGAGCCUUCCAGCCCCGCCUACGUCCCCGUCGCCUCUCAGGAGAGUUGGUCUAUUUCGAGAAGUCUCCUGACUUCUGUGAGCGAGACCCUACCGUGGGCUCACCAGGCACAAGAGGCCGGGCUUGCAACAAGACCAGCCGCCUGUUGGAUGGCUGUGGCAGCCUGUGCUGUGGCCGUGGGCACAAUGUGCUCCGGCAAACACGCGUGGAGCGCUGCCACUGCCGUUUCCACUGGUGCUGCUACGUGCUGUGUGAUGAAUGCAAGGUCACAGAGUGGGUAAAUGUGUGUAAAUGAAGGAGAGCCUCACCCUGGGACUAGGGAAGAACACUGCGUGAUGGGUGCUCCUUUUCAGCCCUUUGCUCUGAUUUCUGCCCA
Messenger RNA from Phodopus roborovskii (desert hamster), 1586 nucleotides. RefSeq names its product Wnt family member 10B (gene Wnt10b). Bases 336 to 1505 code for a protein of 389 amino acids. The record is from RefSeq and is a predicted model, not a curated record. Gene Ontology annotation, cellular component: extracellular region. NCBI's taxonomy places the organism in Eukaryota, Metazoa, Chordata, Mammalia, Rodentia, Cricetidae. Gene Ontology annotation, molecular function: frizzled binding; cytokine activity. The transcript is spliced from 5 exons. Gene Ontology annotation, biological process: cell fate commitment; multicellular organism development; neuron differentiation.